Knipowitschia caucasica is the source of this 342-nucleotide messenger RNA. The record is from the annotation of a GenBank genome assembly. NCBI's taxonomy places the organism in Eukaryota, Metazoa, Chordata, Actinopteri, Gobiiformes, Gobiidae.
AUGUUCCUGUAUCUCUUAUGUGGUCGAACUGUACCUCCACCACAGCUGUUGUUUACGUCUCUGCAGCUGAAGUUAGCCGCUCGCCAGGCUCUGUUCUCGGGGGAAGAGGAGAAUGUCCGCCCGCUGCUGUGGGGCUGUUGUAUUCGUAAGAGCCCCCUGUCCUCCGCAGUCCCUCACUGCGCUCUGGAACCAGACACAAACGCCGCUGAUCGCUGCUUUUCCCCGCAGAUUUACAGCGGUUUUAUUUUUCUUCCGUCGUCGCUUCCGGCUCCUGCGCGUGCCCGCUGUCAGUUCAAAGCACGCAGGCGCAGAAGUGACAUGCGCGCUCCCGAUCAGAGCUGA